UCAUUGACAAUAUGUCAAAAUUCUCAGUUUUACUACAAAACGAACACUAAGUGAGUAACAGCAAUUUAUAGUUUAUUUUGUAAACAAUGGCUGAUCCGCUCAGUUUAUUACGGCAAUAUAAUAUAAAAAAGCGUGAAAUUAUCGAACGCGAAGGACAAAUUAUAUUUGGUGAAUUUUCGUGGCCGAGAAAUGUGAAAACCAAUUAUCUAAAAUAUGGUUCGGGUAAAAAGGGAGCUCCACCAGAAUAUUACACACUUGAAUGCUUGCUGUACCUUUUGAAAAAUGUACAGCUUCAGCAUUCCGUGUAUGUGCGUCAAUGUGCCGCCGAAGAUAUACCAGCCGUAAAUCGUCCCGAUCGAAAAGAAUUAUUGGGCUAUUUAAAUGGUGAAUCAUCGUCAUGUGCGAGCAUCGACAAAAGUGCACCGUUGGAGAUUCCAACCCAAGUCAAACGUCCGCUCGAAGGUGAUGGUUUGGAAAAUAUUGCGAAAAAAGCGCGUUAUGAAGAUACACAAGUGCAAAAAGUGCGUGAACAAUUAGCAGCACGUUUAGAUGUUAACAAAAAAGAACAGGCUGUCAAUCUUGACAACAUUAAAUCAUUGUCGGAGGCGAUGUCAGUUGAAAAAAUUGCGGCCAUCAAAGCAAAACGUUUGGCCAACAAACGUACCACCAUCAAACGAAAUGAUAAUGACGAUGCAAUGGGCACCGAUUUACGUGCCAUUCUUGAUUUUGAUGUGGAUUCAACAAAGGAUAUUAUAAGCCGUGAACGACAAUGGCGUACACGUACCACAAUGCUACAAAGUACUGGUAAAAUGUUUGCAAAAAAUAUUUUUGCCAUAUUACAAGGUAUUAAAAAUCGCGAAGAAGGACGAUCGAGACCGAUGCAACCACAAAAUCGUUUACCAGAACCGGCACGAAUCAUACGACCAACACCACAACCAGCACAAUAUAAUCGGUACGAUCAAGAACGUUUCAAUCGUCAAAAGGAAGAAACGGAAGGUUUCAAAAUUGAUACAAUGGGUACAUAUCAUGGUAUGUCAUUGAAAUCGGUGACCGAUGGUUCGGCAUUGCAAAAGAAACAACAAAUUGCAAUGAUGCCACCCGGACGACCGAAAGAUAUUAAUCCGGCACAUCAAGGCAUGAAUGCACAACAACAAGGCAAUAAACGACCGUCACGAACACCAAUUAUUAUUAUACCAGCAACAAAUACAAGCUUGAUCAGCAUGUACAAUGCAAAAGACAUUCUACAAGAUCUUCGGUUUGUUUCAACGGAUGAGAAAAAGGCACAAGGAUGUCCACGUGAAAAUGAAAUUCUAUUGCAACGACGUAAAGAUGGCAACGUUACUGUGCCGUAUCGUGUCAUUGAUAAUCCAUCAAGAUUAUCACCACAAGAUUGGCAUCGUGUGGUUGCUGUUUUUGUUAUGGGGCCUGCAUGGCAGUUCAAAGGAUGGCCAUGGAAUGGGAAUCCCGUUGAAAUAUUUUCACAAAUUUGUGCUUUUCACUUACGUUUCGACGAAAUGAAAUUGGACGCAAACGUUGCACGAUGGGCGGUUACGGUAUUAAAUUUGUCACGAACCAAACGACAUUUGGAUCGAGCAGCUCUUAUGACAUUUUGGGAACGAUUGGAUAGUUAUAUGAUGAAAAAUAAACCAGAUCUUCGAUACUAAUUUUAUUGAUUAUUGUGUUAAAAAAAAACAAGCAACAAAGAAUCAAAUUGUUCUGUUGGUUUAAAAAGAAAACUGUAUUCGUAUAUAGAAUAGACAAUUUUCUCUCCCCUCGAAAAAAAAUAUACGAGAAAAAUUCCAUUUCAUUUAACCAUAUAGAAAAAAAAUACAUUCUUUUUACAUUAUAAUGACACGCCAUUUGCAAAACAUCAAAUGAAAUAAAAUUAUACGAAAAUUGAAUUAAAAAACGAUGGCAAACAUUUCAUGUAUUUAAUUGUUUUUGUUUUUAUUUGUCCGUUCGAAUUGAAAGUGUCGAAUAAUUCAAAUCGCCGCUGAUUUCAAUUUUUUUUUUCAAGUUCAGAUUGCUCCAAGAGAGUACAACCAAGUUUUCAGAUUUGAUUGGUUUCACCGCAGAUAUCCGUAAAUCCAAGCAAUUUAGCCCAGUUAAGCUACCACAAGCAAUAAACGUCAAUAGUCCGAAAUUUCAAACAAAUAU
Contarinia nasturtii (swede midge) is the source of this 2157-nucleotide messenger RNA. It is a transcript of the gene hyx, whose product is annotated as parafibromin. Gene Ontology annotation, molecular function: RNA polymerase II complex binding. The record is from RefSeq and is a predicted model, not a curated record. The coding region runs from base 87 to 1664 and encodes 525 amino acids. The transcript is spliced from 4 exons. Gene Ontology annotation, cellular component: Cdc73/Paf1 complex. NCBI's taxonomy places the organism in Eukaryota, Metazoa, Arthropoda, Insecta, Diptera, Cecidomyiidae. Gene Ontology annotation, biological process: positive regulation of transcription elongation by RNA polymerase II; transcription elongation by RNA polymerase II.